CAGAUAUAGUGAAAUGCAGGGGUCCGGGGAGAUCAGGAUAUAGUGAAUGCAGGGUCCGGGAGAGAUCAGAUAUAAUGAAUGCAGGGUCCGGGGUUUAGUAACAGACUUUAUUGCAUACUCUGCUGUGGGAGACCAGAUAUAGUGAAUGCCGGUCCAAUCACAGAUAUAGUGAAUGCAGGGUCCGGGGAGACCAGAUAUUGUGAAUGCAGACCGGGGUCCGGGGGAGACCAGAUAUAGUGAAGAGGGUCCAGUAACAC
Molecule: messenger RNA, 257 nt
Organism: Staurois parvus
Lineage: Eukaryota; Metazoa; Chordata; Amphibia; Anura; Ranidae
Source: the annotation of a GenBank genome assembly